GCAGUCAUUUUCAUUUGGGUUUUUUGCCCUCUCUUGUGCUUUGACCACAUAUUUUUCUCAUUUCCAGGAGGUGACAUAAAUGGGAAUGCAGACGGAAGUGAAUGUCUUUGUCUUGUUUGUGGGAGAAGCUUCAGUUGUAAAUCAAACCUUAAUCUUCACAGGAGAACACACAUAGGAGAACAAUCAUUUAAAGAUGGUGAGAGUAGUUAUAGGGAAAAACUGAUUUCCCAUGAACCCUCUCAAAUAACAGAGAAACCAUUUCAGUGUUGGAAAUGUGGCAAAAGUUUCAGGUGUAGGUCACACUUUGUGUCACAUCAAAGACAGCACUCAGGGGAGAAAUCAAUAGGUUUGGAGUGUAGCAAGAACCCAAAGCAGAAGAUACACCAGAUUAACUAUGAAGCAGGACAUAUAGGGAAGAAACUUUUGAAAUGCUUGGAAUGUGGAAAGAGUUUUAGUGAGGAUAUAAGCCUUAUUCAUCAUCAAAAAACUCACACAGGAGACAAGCCAUUUCCGUGCUUGCAAUACAGAGAACGGUUCCAUCAGAAGUCAUACUUAACUCGUCAUCAAUUAAAUCUUACAGGGGAGAAACAUUUUAAAUGCAAAGAAUGUGGAAGGAGUUUCAGUCAAAAGAGUACCCUUGGUCAUCAUCAGUUAGAUCAUUCAGGGGAGAAAAUAUUUCAAUGCUUGGAGUGUGGAAAGACAUUUAGUCAGAAGGCUGAUCUCUCACGUCACAAGACAACGCAUACAGGAGAGAAAGCGUUUCAGUGCUUCCAAUAUGAAAAGAUGUUCAGUCAGAAGGCAAACCUCUCACGUCAUGAGACGACGCAUACAGAUGGCAAAUGGGAAAAGAGCCUCAGCCAGAAAAGAAACUUCAUUCAUUCAUCAAUUCACCCAGGAGAGAAGCGACUGAAAUGCCUGGAAUGUGGAAAGAAAUUCAAUCAGAAGUCAUGCUUAACUCAUCAUCAAUUAUCUCACAUAAGGGAAAACCCAUUUCAGUGCUUGCAGUGUGGAAAGAGGUUCAGUCGAAAGAGUACCCUUGUUAGUCAUCAAUUUACUCACACAGGGGAGAAACCACUUCAGUGCUUGCAGUGUGGAAAGAGGUUCAGUUGG
This is a messenger RNA of Sceloporus undulatus (fence lizard), 1110 nucleotides long. Its product is annotated as zinc finger protein OZF-like. Lineage: Eukaryota; Metazoa; Chordata; Lepidosauria; Squamata; Phrynosomatidae. The annotation marks the transcript as partial. The transcript has 2 exons. The record is from RefSeq and is a predicted model, not a curated record.